Molecule: messenger RNA, 1935 nt
Organism: Cyprinus carpio (common carp)
Lineage: Eukaryota; Metazoa; Chordata; Actinopteri; Cypriniformes; Cyprinidae
Product: tRNA (adenine(58)-N(1))-methyltransferase catalytic subunit TRMT61A-like
Exons: 4
Coding region: 268-1185 (305 amino acids)
Biological process (GO): tRNA methylation
Cellular component (GO): tRNA (m1A) methyltransferase complex; nucleus
Source: RefSeq, a predicted model, not a curated record
AGUCGUGUGGAGUUGACGUUUUGCGACUAGCGGUAGAUUUGUAAAUGGAGAGCAACGCGUUCACAUGCACUUGAGUCCAGCCACAUGAGGUACAGACCGCGUCUGCACGAAACGUUACGGUAAUCAAGCUAACUAGCCGCACACACGUGCUGUACUGUUUCUGCUCCUUACCAAACACAAAACUGCAGCCUUGCCAAAGGAACGGCAGAGCAGUGUUGAAUCCUCCAAGGCCACACUCUUCGUUGAAGCUGAACCCCGCUGUACCUCAUGAGUUUUGUGGAAUACUCCGAGAUCAUCCAAGAAGGGGAUGUCGUCAUUAUCUUCCAGGGCCAUGAGUCCAUGAUGCCUAUUAAGGUUCAGUCAGGAGCUCAGACGCAGACCCGCUAUGGGGCCAUCCGGCACUCCAGCGACCUGAUUGGACAGCGGUUUGGUUCCAAAGUGACCUGCAGUAAGGGUGGUUGGGUUUACGUGCUGCACCCCACACCAGAGCUGUGGACCGUCAACCUUCCCCACCGAACACAGAUCCUCUACACCACAGACAUUGCCAACAUCACACUGAUGCUGGAGCUCAAACCGGGCUCUGUCGUCUGCGAGUCAGGUACAGGCAGCGGCUCUCUGUCUCACUCUAUUCUGCGGACCAUUGCUCCCACCGGCCACCUACACACAGUGGAGUUCCACGCUCAGCGAGCCGAGAAGGCCAUGCAGGAGUUCAAGGAGCACAAGGUGUCUCACCUGGUUACUGUUAGAAACCAGGAUGUGUGCAAGGAUGGCUUUGGCAUCACAGGAAUAGCCGAUGCUGUGUUUUUAGACAUCCCCUCUCCGUGGGAGGCAAUCACACAUGCCAAGAGCGCCAUUAAACGCAAAGGAGGUCGUGUCUGUUCCUUCUCACCAUGUAUAGAGCAGGUCCAGAGGACUUGUGAGGCAUUAUUGGACCAUGGCUUUGAGGAGAUCUGCACAUUGGAGGUCCUGCUCCGGGUGCAUGACGUUCGUACUGUCACUCUGCCCUUACCAGACUUCGGACCGGAGGAGGACUCCACCGACAGCUGCCAGCUGGCUUCAGAUCUUAGUCAAGAUGAAGUCCCAAACACUGGGAACACCUCUGUGAUCUGCAGGACUGCCACACCUCCCAGAGAAAUGGCGGGACACACAGGAUACCUCACCUUUGCUACCAAACCACGUGACUAGAAGCAUAACUGAAGCUGAUGGAGACUGUUGUAGUGUUGGAGUAUAAAUGCAGACUCUCUAAAUAUCUCUAAUGAAAGGAUGUCACCUGCACACACCCUUGUAUGGUCUUUUCUUUUAGCUUUUAGAUAUAAAAAGAAUGGUUAACAGCUAGAUGGGCUUUUACAUUAAUGUAACAGUUCAUGUUAUUUAAAAACUCAGUACAUGUUGAUGCUCUUUGUUAUUUGUUUGCUUUUUUUAUUAUUAUUUUUUUUAGUAGAUUGUUUUACUACAAUAAAUUAUAUUGGAAUGGAAAAAAAACAUCUUCAUAGUUUCUUUCUCUUGUGCUGUUUACAUGGCAGCUUUGUAUGACUGUCAGCUGCUGAAUGCAACUAGUACACACUGCACCUCUCAGAGAACACAAGAUAGUGACUUGGAAAUGUAUGCUCCCCAUGACGUGUUUUAUUUUAGAGCAGAAUGUCAGACAGCAUCAUGAAAGCUUUGAUUGUGGGGUUUCCAUUUGUGUUCAUUUAUGUAGUGAUAGCAGUGUCUUUCCACUGCUGCUCUCAAUUCAAGGCUGUUACGGCCUGUUCUGUAUCUGUUGUGUAUGGUACUUUCUUGCAUGUGGAAUGUAAGAUACUGAAGAACAGCGUGCCAACAUCUGGUACAUGUUAUAUCUGAAAUGAUCUGCUGAGAGCUCUUCUAUUUAUGUGUCCAUAAAAGGCUUUCCUUCUGCAAUCUGAUACCUUCUCAGAUGCUGUAUAGAGGUGGAUU